GGACCUACCCACAAUGUUACCCGUUAGAUGUUCUCAUCAUGUAAUUAGGUAACUGACAAUACUUGUACCUCUUCAUUUUUCUCUCCGGCUUUCAUUCAUUCAACAAACUUUCUUCUUCACAACAUGGCCUCAUUACAAAACCAAGAGCAACAUGAUCUUAAUGAUCCCACAAUUGCCGAUAAAACUCCACUCCCACCACCACCAUCCAUGGACAUACAAUUUUCUUCGGGUUCCGAAUUAUCAUUAGUAACACCGAAAAAUGAAUACCAUGUGGAUGAUAAAUUGAAAUUAGGCACGAGUGAGACGGUACAAUCUGCAUCGUCUCACCCGCAAUCUAAGAGAGUCUCUAGUAAAGAUCGUCACACAAAAGUAGAAGGACGCGGGCGACGCAUACGGAUGUCAACCACAUGCGCCGCCCGCGUGUUCCAACUAACACGCGAAUUAGGCCACAAAUCGGAUGGCGAGACCAUCCGAUGGCUCCUAGAGCACGCGGAGCCCGCCAUAAUAGCCGCCACGGGGACUGGAACCGUCCCCGCAAUCGCCAUGUCAGUAAACGGGAGCCUCAAAAUCCCCACCACCCCCUCCCCCUCCCCUAGCGACAACACCUCCAAACGGCGUAAACGUCCCGCAAACAGCGAAUUCGUGGAGAUGGAAUCGAAUUCCACGCUCUCAGCUCCUCUCAUGAUAUCAUCCACACCACCAUUAGUACCCAUGUUCGCGAUUCCAUCGAACGCGGGUCCCACUUAUUGGAUGAUGAAUCCAGCAGCGAGUCAAGUCCCUCAGCUAUGGACACUCCAUGCUGCCGCGCCAUUAAUCAGCGUUUCUAAUUCUGCACGGCCUAUUUCGUCGUUGUUGGCGUCCAUGCAGCCGGUGGAAUUGAAGGCUCAGUCUUCUGGGGCUGCCACCGGUAAUAGUGAUAUGAAAAAUUCGAAUACGAAUCACUCUGGAGCAAGUUCAUCAAAUGAGUCGGGUAAAACAAAUUUUAGUUUAGAGGUUUGCGAUAAAGAGGAGCUUCAGCUGAUGGGAAGAAAAUGAUCUGGCUGCUAAUUCAUUAUUGGAUUCUCAGUUCUACUACUCAUAGUUUUUCUGUUUGUUUUGUAGUUAUCAUCAGUUCCCACUUCCCAGCUAAUCAUUUUUUCCUUUUAAUCUUCGGGAAAUACAAUUUACGUGAGAAAGUUUAUAGUUGAAUUCUA
Daucus carota subsp. sativus is the source of this 1193-nucleotide messenger RNA. RefSeq names its product transcription factor TCP9. Bases 124 to 1035 code for a protein of 303 amino acids. Lineage: Eukaryota; Viridiplantae; Streptophyta; Magnoliopsida; Apiales; Apiaceae. Gene Ontology annotation, molecular function: sequence-specific DNA binding; DNA-binding transcription factor activity. Gene Ontology annotation, cellular component: nucleus. The transcript has a single exon. The record is from RefSeq and is a predicted model, not a curated record.